AUGCCUCGUUUCAUGCCCAACCAAGGAUUUUCCAUCUUGCCGGGCACGGCUCCCACCGGCGCCUCACCCGCAGCCAUGAACCUGGCCGUAUAUGCCAGUAUGGCCAACGCCCUGAAUAACCAGCGCCCCCCCUCGCAACUUCAGCCACAGCCCGUCGCUUCCAUCAAGCAAGAAGCCACCCCGGCUGAUCCAGCCCUGCAAUCCCCGGCUGCACCGGCCAGUGCUCGUCCCGCACAACACCCCACCCAACAACCCACCAAACGCAGUCUUGCCCAAGCCCAAACCAAGAGCGCCAACUUGGAUCACUCGCGCGACAUGGGCGCCGCGGAAACUCUGCUUGGCCUGCAGCGGCCCAAGCGCUCCCCCAACAGCCAAAACAACGACCAGGAUGAAUCAGACGAUCAGGAGGAUGUGCCUCGUGCCUCCAGCAAGCGGCCCAAAGCCAAUAGCAAAGCCAGCUCAGAUACCUCCAGUACUCCCACGCCGUCUCAGCAUCGCGCCACGUCCCUCUUGUCACAAAUGACUGCUGCAGAAGCCACCUCGGUUCCUGCGAAUCAAUCACCUGCUUCCCUCCCAACUGCCGGCCGCGCGACGUCCUCCCCGACCCUUGAUUCAAGCAACUCGCGCCCUCGCAGCAAGAUGCGACGCGCCCCCACCUCACGUGGGUUUUGCUUUGGUUGCUGGAAGAGCAAAGAACUAGAGGACCGUUAUGCCCUCAACAGCACAACCAAGUUUAGCCUGUGCAACGCUUGUCGCAAGACGCACCUGACCAAAUCCGUUAUCCCCCACUUUGAGCGACUAGCGCGCCAGCCCCCGCAAGCGGUCGACCGUAGCACUCAACUGCGUCUCCGCGAUGAUAUUCGUCGCGUGGUAUUAAACGGUGUGUGCGGUUACGUACCGACGGAAGAAAUUCGAGCGGGCUGUCAAGCCGCAGUGCGAGACCUCGAGGCCAAGGGCAUUCCGAAAACGACAGAAAUCAUGCUUCGGCCUCGCUUCAUUCGCCUGGCUGGCCACCUGCACAGCAUUGCCGUUCCCCCGGUUCCCAUUUCCCUGCUCUCUCAGGUACACGAGCUGUUGGUUCAGCAUCUCACCGAGCUCGUGGAUCGAGCCGCACAACGCGCCCUGGACAACAACAGCGAUCUUAUCGUUGCACUCGAACGGCAUAACCUAUCACCCACCGACGUGGGCAUGAAGCCCUCCGACUGCAUCUUGAUGUUGCAAAUGUGAGCCGAAAUUGGGGUGCAGACCAAACGCAUUCACAUGCGGAUUUGAUUUUGACCCUUUUUUUCUUUCCUUUUUGUUCCUUUCUCAAGUUCGAGCCCCUCCUCUCACCCCCCUCACACCCCUCCGUCAAGCGGACGCCGUGCUACCGCUGCCUAUUGCUUGUUGAAUGUCGUGUUUUGUCUUGAUUGUGGCCCGAACACGGCCUCGUGUAUCAAAAAAAGUUCCGGUGGCAAGGACCUUGUCAAUCGCAGGUCUGUGCACCGCGCGUAUCCAGCCACCAUCCCACGUUGGGAUGAACGUGUUUAAUACAAAACACGAAUGCUAAUAUUUGAAUCCAUCAAGGGAUGGGAGACUGACUGCAGGCGAGCUCAGAUUCAAGGACUCUGGGCUCGCACUGCUCUAAGGACUCUGGGCUCGCACUGCUCUUUGGCCAUCCACGUUGGGGUGACCUGAUAGAAAGUCAUGUUGGCGUGGCUUUCCACGUACAAUACAAACCCGACCAAUGACUCGACUGAAUGCAUCUUUUAAUUGAACAGGCUUUC
Monosiga brevicollis MX1 is the source of this 1766-nucleotide messenger RNA. RefSeq lists its product as uncharacterized. NCBI's taxonomy places the organism in Eukaryota, Choanoflagellata, Craspedida, Salpingoecidae. Bases 1 to 1227 code for a protein of 408 amino acids. The transcript has 3 exons. The record is from RefSeq and is a predicted model, not a curated record.